Molecule: messenger RNA, 474 nt
Organism: Fraxinus pennsylvanica
Lineage: Eukaryota; Viridiplantae; Streptophyta; Magnoliopsida; Lamiales; Oleaceae
Source: the annotation of a GenBank genome assembly
AUGCAUUCCAGUGAUAUCGCACUCCAUGUGUUUGUGGAAAUGUGUGACCUACAUCCUAAUGUUGGUGAUGGCUUGGGGGUGAGCAUUGACUUGCCUAUAACUCUUGAUGCAAUGAUAAUAUACUAUACUGAUCGUUUUGGCAUGUUCUGGCAAUGCAAUGCAAAAGCCAUUAGUUCAGGUUCUGAAGGUGCUGACAGCUCUUUGCAAGAGCAGUAUAACAAGGAUCUAACUCUUAAAGAAGCCGAGACAAUAGCACUUUCCACUUUGAAGCCGAGGUUCAUUUGGUUAUUAAGUGUGAAAACACUCAUAGAAAUCUUAACAACCAGUUUACAGGACCUAUCAACAAUAGCAUUGCUCCUCUUAAGUCUUAGCAUUAUAGAGCUCCAUGAGAAUAAAUUGAUUGGUGAGGUUCCUAAAGAUAUUGGGUUGCUGUCAAAUUUGAACCAACUGAUUCUUCACACACCAACAGCCUGA